AUGGCCUCUUCGUCUCCCUCGGCCUACCCUCAUUCCACCUUCUCCAAUCACGACGAUAAAAGUCAAUUGGACCGGUUCCCACUCGAUAAGGAUUUUGAGACGAGCACUGCCCUCAAUGAUUCGGCCUACGAUGCUGAUGUAGAAGCAUCACAAUUCUACGCCAAGCGACCACGAUCGGGGAGGAUGCGGGGAAUCGUUGCUCUUAUCGCCGCCUACUUAUCGCCGCGGGAGAAACAAAAGAAGCAUCACCGCCAGCCCGCCGACGCUCGCCCACUGCUCGCCUCCGCCAACAACGCCACUCCCACUACCGCGUGGCAUUCCUCCUCGCGACAAUAUCAAAGAAUCAAAUCAUUGUCGCGGUGCUUGUGUUACCCUCUACUGGGACUCCUCGUCAUGCUGGGCGUCGUCCAGUUCAUCUCCAUCGCCUGCAGCAUCGCCGUCUCCUUCUUUCCCGACGAAUUCGACCGUGCCAUCGAGCGGUGGCGUCAUAGCGACCAGCGAUCCCCAUCCGCGGACAUCCUGCAUUGGCCAACAGACAUCUCCAGAGAUAUCGUCCCCGUGGGAUGCCACUCUCACAAUGACUACUGGCGCCCCGUGCCGUUGUUCUCUGCCCUGCAGGCUGGUUGUACCGGCGUGGAGGCCGAUGUGUGGCUCGUCGAAGAUGACCUCUACGUCGGCCAUACCAUGUCUGCGCUGACGCCCCAGCGAACUCUGCGCAACCUGUACAUUAAUCCGCUGCUGCGCAUUCUCGAGCUGCAAAACCCCAUCACCGACCUCCACCCUCAGCGCGACAGUCCGCCGCAAGGGGUCUUCGACAUGGAUCCCUCGCAAACCCUAAUCCUGUUGAUCGACUUUAAAACGGACGGUCAAGAAACUUGGAACUACGUGCAUGCACAGCUCGCCCCGCUCCGCGAGCGCGGCUAUCUUUCCUUCUUCAACGGCACCGACAUCAUUCCGGGCCCCAUAACCGUUGUCGGCACCGGCAAUACCCCCUUCAACCUAGUCACGGCCAACACCACCUACCGCGAUAUCUUCUUCGAUGCACCACUCGAUAAACUUGUCGACGACAACAUCACCGCCGAGGACUACAACAAUGAUGAUGACGUCUCCCUCUCAAAUCUCCCCGAAGCCACAAAAGACACAGGGAUAGCCACCCGCGCCACCAAGAAUGUCGGUCAAGGCCUGUCCGGCAUUUCCGACGCAGAUAUCGGCCCCGACACCUUUGAUUGGACCAAUAGCUACUACGCUUCCGUCUCCUUCAAGAAAUCCAUCGGCAUGCCCUGGUCCUUCCGGCUCUCCCAGCGCCAAGUCGAUCAGAUCCGCGCCCAGAUCCGCGCCGCUCAUCGUCACGGCCUUAAAGUCCGCUACUGGGGCGUACCCGCCUGGCCACGGAGUCUGCGCAACCAUCUUUGGAGCUUACUCGUCCGCGAAGGUAUCGACUAUCUGAACGUGGAUGAUCUGCGCAGCGCCACUCGUCAGGAUUGGCGACCUAGAAUCUCGGAUUGGUGGAGUUGA
Molecule: messenger RNA, 1515 nt
Organism: Aspergillus luchuensis
Lineage: Eukaryota; Fungi; Ascomycota; Eurotiomycetes; Eurotiales; Aspergillaceae
Exons: 2
Coding region: 1-1515 (504 amino acids)
Biological process (GO): lipid metabolic process
Molecular function (GO): phosphoric diester hydrolase activity
Source: RefSeq, a predicted model, not a curated record